Messenger RNA from Fibroporia radiculosa, 1188 nucleotides. RefSeq lists its product as uncharacterized. The transcript has 5 exons. Lineage: Eukaryota; Fungi; Basidiomycota; Agaricomycetes; Polyporales; Fibroporiaceae. Bases 1 to 1188 code for a protein of 395 amino acids. The record is from RefSeq and is a predicted model, not a curated record.
AUGCGUGCCACCGUCAUCAUUAUUGCUGCCGCUGUCUCCACGCCAGUCUUGGUCAACGCUGAUCACACGCCUUAUUAUAGCGGCCUUUCCUCUCAAGAAGUCAAAGCCAGUUUGGUCUUAUCCACCUGGACAUUUGCGUUAGAUAACUCUUGCGAAGAGCAGGACUUCUCUUCCGCUCCCUUGUUAGCAACGGUAUUGCAGCACGCUACUUUUCUCAGCUACCUAGACAUUGGCCCAAGCGAUGAACUCUUCCUCGCAGAGCCCGCUGUUGCAUCAGCCGUUGCUUCGCUGUCCCAUCUAAGCGACAUCUCGCUGGGCGAGGCCGGAAGCCACACGUUACAGUGUCUCUCGCAGUUAUGCAGCCAUCCUAGAUGCCUCUCCAUCAAUUUCAAAAGCGGAUAUGAACAGAUACCAGAUGAUGUGGAGCUGCUGGGUAAAAUUCCAACGUCGAUGGAAAAGUUCUCCCUACAAACAUGGUUUCAUCAGUCAAUACGGCUGUGCGAGACGUACGUGUGUCCAACGGUACACAGCCUGACGUUGGAAUCACCCAUUCCUCUUCCCGAUGCCUUUCACGCCUUUCCUAACGUGGAAACGUUACAUGUCGCUCUCAAAGAAAAGGGCGACGCAUUUCUCUGGGAAUCCGUGGACCACCUUGAAGUCCUCUUCAUAUAUGGUGCAUCGGUGGCACCCUCACUUUCCGUGCGGGUGCGUCGUGUUACCUGCCACCUUUUGUCGCUCAAACUACUUUCGUUUCUACAUUCAACCGCACCGGUCGUGUUGACGUGCGAUCUUCAAUACCUAGAGCUACGCACUGAUUGUCAUGUACAUUCAACUUUCAAUGAUUCUCAGUUGUGGCUGCUUGCCAGUGUUAUAAAUCUCCGCGCCGUACCACUCCUGGGGCUCGGACUGUUCCUCAAUGUUGCGUAUGGUCGUUCCCCUUCAAUUGCGUCUCAAAAAUCUAUGUUUGCUUCCACACUCGCUGCCCAGCUGCCGCACCUUGUCUAUGUGGGAAUAUCCACUACCAAAUGCAAGUAUCGUCGUCUAGUUCGAGGACGUCAGGAGGAAGAGGAGAUUCCGCUCACUUGGUUCUGUAUCACGCGGUCCGAUGGCGAUAUCCAGGCCCUGGAGCUAUCGCCGUACGAAGGUAACAAGGUUCAUCACGCGUUACAAAACACGCUUCGGCAGUAG